UCUCGUCACAACAGCAAACCUUGUGGUCUUUGGUUGGUUUCGGAUAUCAGGACUGAUUUCAAGAGGACAGUUAGAGCUUUCAGAGGCACUUGGCUAGACCAACUCCAGAAACCCUUUAUCAUCUCAACAUCUUGCAAUGGACACCUUCAAGUUUCCGGUGUGUGUAUUUCUUAUCGUGGUGUGUGUCAUGGGAAUCCCUACCCAUGCGCAGACAGCAAGCACAGUGACGAUGAUAUCAGAUGAUGCUACCGCAACAUCAAUGAUGAGUUUUACAGAAGGAACCACUGAAGCAGGUACCGAACUGAUGACCACACCAGUAACGUCUCCCGGGAUAGGCUCAACAGACGGCGUAUCAACUCAAGCUACAACGGGAGGGGUCACAUCAGACGCUCCCUCAACUUCAUCUACAGAGAGAAAGGCUACGUCAGAUGCAGUGCAAACUACAGGAGGAAGGGCUACAUCAGACGCAUCCUCAACGCGACCUACCGGGGUCCCGACCACACCAGCGACUACAACUAAACCCCCGCCUCGCAAGGAGUUUGAGGGUGAAAUAAGGAUCCUAACAAUUAAUGGAACAGAGGCGGACUUCAGCGCUGGUAAUUAUGAAGACCCGAACUCGAUGGAAUACAUGGAUUUGAGUGGAAAACUCUGCAACGCUGUUGAAGCUGCUGUCAACGACUCUAUCAAAGGGGGGAGUUUGGUGAACUGUUCAGUGACCAAGUUUACAAAAGGAAGUAUCGUGGCCACAUUCCGGCUAGGAUUUCUUGGGGAAACUGGAGACAUCUCUACGGAGCUCACCCAGAUUUUAAAGGAUGCUUUCACCACUUCCACAGACCCAAGAAUAAAUAUCCUCGAGGUUGAUACGUCAUCCAUUAAGUUUUCAGAAGGGAGCAUCCCAGGAGAAACAACACCACGACCCACUGCGAAAGUUACGACUGAAACCCCCCGCAAGGAUUUUGAGGGGGAAAUGAAAAUCGAAGAAAUUAAUGGGACAAAAGCGGACUUCAACGCUGGCGAUUACGGAAACUCAAACUCUCAGGACUACAAGGAGUUGAGCGAGGAUGUGUGCACUGCCGUUGAAACUGCCGUCAAAGACUCCAACACAGGAAAAAAUUUGGAAAAUUGUAAAGUCACCAAGUUUGCAUCAGGGAGCAUCGUAGCAACAUUUGAGCUUGGAUUUCCUGUUGGAACGGGAGACAUCUCCAAGGAUUUAAUAGAGGUUUUACAAGGAGCCUUCACCAACUCUACAGACCCAAGGAUAAAUUUGUUUAAGGUUGAUACAUCAUCUAUCACACUAAAAGAAGUCUCCAAGACCACAGUUGCACCAAAUCCCGAUCCAGAAGGUCUAUCUCCUGGAGCCAUCGCGGGCAUCGUCGUGGGCAGUGUCGCCGCCGUUGCGGUAGUGGUCGUAAUCGUCGUCGUGUUUGCCGUGAAAUCAAAGAGGGAGUCCGCCAAAGUCGGGUCUCUCGAUGAAGAGGAGCUGAGGCCCACUUCCCGCCAGAGCAAGCAGGCGGACCAGAACUCCAACUCGUCUGCCUAGGUGUCGUCACAUUGAUAACCGAUGGAGGUGCAGGGACGCUAACCUGGGGUUCGUAAAAUACUGUCAUAAAUCGGCACUAAAGUCAUUGUGCAAGGAUAGUUUGGCCUUUUACCAUCGAUUUAAACAUGUCAUUAAGUUUCAAGUUGCAGUUGACGUGUUAUUGAGACUAUGCAAAAUUAUUUGGUAAAUAUGUACAUGUACAAGAAAAGCCGAGGUGAGGGAUUUUUGUUUUGGCUACUCACCAAAAAUCUUUGUCUCGUCGAUUUUGGCCCGAUAUCUAGAGUCACAUGAGCAGCUGUUGGCGGGAAUCACCGAGGAGACAGAGUUUAUUUAUUUAUUGUCUGUGCUGGAAGCAAAGCACUAACUUUUUCAACGUAGAAAUCAGCACCACCUGAAACCUUUCCGGACCGUUUGGGGAGGCAUACACUAAAACUUGAAAUGAGUCUUUUGUAAAGAGCUACCUUUGGACCGUGCUGAACUGACUUCACGAAGUUUUAAAGGUCACGAAUGCACUUUUGGUGGACAGUCAGUGCGCAUUAUUUGUGUAUCUUUCGCUGAAAAGAGUUGAAAUUGCAUGUAGCUAUGUAUAAAGUUUUGAUUUUGAGUAUGGUAUGUUCUACAAAUUUAUAUCUUAUUUGCAUAUGAAGACUUUGCUUAAGCCAAACAUAUUUUGUAAAUAUAAAUAUAACGCUGAUAUGUUAUUUUUCUGGCAUAGCACCAACAUUAGAAAAUUAUUCCACAAACCCCAAAGGCAGUAAAAUGUGAGGUAUAUUUAAGUAUCCUACGGUAUUUUGCAUGGCAUACUUACCCAUUUCUGACAUAAACGUGUCUGUUUUUUAGGUAGAUUUUGUAGUGACGAUUGUUGUAUAAUAGAUUUUCAACCUGUUUGGCGCUGCCAGAAUUACAUCAUUGAUUAUACAGAACUCUUUUCUUCGAUGACACUGGACCGGGAGUUAUCAAUACAUUGCAUGCCGCAAGGUCUGAUUGAAAUAUUCUGAUCCAGUGUUAUUGCCGAGUCCCCUUUGUUGCGAGUGUGUCAGGUAUGCUGAAAUUAAGCCCGAGCAACUAGCUUUCGAAUUCCUUUGGCAAGUAUGCCACUGGAUCCUUCAAAGAGAAUAUCCAUGACGUUAUUGUCGGUGUUUUAAAAUGUUUUCGUUUAGAUGUCAAAAGAGCAAACUCACCCCUUUGAUUUGAUUUGUAUUUAAAUUACAAGUGGCAGUAUAGCAUCCAUUUUGAAAACGGACAUUGUGGGUGCAAACAACAUUCACAUUCCUACUCUUUCGAGCAAUUCGGUCACCGCAGAUUUGGCGAGGAUCAUCCAAUAAACGUAGUUACCCCCUCGUAUAUGUGUAAACAUGAGGAUUUCGAAAAACGGCUCUACUGCAACACCGCUGAAUAAGACAAACGAAUAUGAAGUUAUGAAUGGCUUCUUUCUUUAGUUUUUAACAAAGGGAUCAUCCUAUUUUCAGUCUUUCCCCGAUUCGUAGUUAGACUGAGUAUGAUUGACAGCAUGGAAUUAGAUAAGAUACCCAUGCCGUAUAAAAACAUUUACCUGCUUUAAGGGUUAGGUCAAAUACUCUCAAGAUUGAAGGGCAUGGGCCAAAUGUGUCAAAAUGUUGUAUGGAAUUAUUACAAGCUGUGGUAAGAUUGUUUUUAGGAGCACUGCUGAUGUGUACGCCUCAUCGAUGAAUUGUAUGGCGUUUACAAUGCAGAGUUACUCUUCUUAAAAUUGGUUUUUUAAUUAAUCACACUCCCAUACUUAUGUUUUGCUAUUAAAGGGGCCUGGAAUAGACCUGUACAUUUUGGCAACAUU
Molecule: messenger RNA, 3353 nt
Organism: Acanthaster planci (crown-of-thorns starfish)
Lineage: Eukaryota; Metazoa; Echinodermata; Asteroidea; Valvatida; Acanthasteridae
Source: RefSeq, a predicted model, not a curated record